AUGAAGUUCUUCUCCGUCGCUUCUCUGUUCUUCGCAGGCGCGCUCGCUGCUCCCACCAACCAGUGUGGAGACUGCGACGACCAUCGCGCUCCCGCCUAUGGUCCUCCCGCUGGCCAUGGCGGCUAUCCUGGCUACGGCAGCCCGGGUUAUGGCGGCAGCCCCUGGAACGGCGGCAACCCUUGGAACGGCGGCAACAACCCUGGUGGCAACAACCCGGGCGGCAACAACCCGGGCGGCAACAACCCGGGCGGCAACAACCCGGGCGGCAACAACCCUGGUGGCAACAACCCGGGCGGCAACAACCCGGGCGGCAACAACCCGGGCGGCAACGGCAAUAACGGCGGUGGCAAAAUUUGCCCUGGCGGUCUUUACAGCAACCCUCAGUGCUGUGGCACCGAUGUCCUCGGUGUUCUAGACCUUGGUUGCUCGACCCCUUCUUCCCGCCCUUCAGAUGGCGACGACUUCAAGAGCAUCUGCGGCAAGUCGGGAAAGUCUGCCAAGUGCUGCGUCAUCCCGGUGGCCGGCCAAAGUGUGCUUUGCCAGGACGGUUAA
This is a messenger RNA of Hirsutella rhossiliensis, 552 nucleotides long. Its product is annotated as fungal hydrophobin domain-containing protein. Gene Ontology annotation, cellular component: extracellular region. The transcript has 3 exons. NCBI's taxonomy places the organism in Eukaryota, Fungi, Ascomycota, Sordariomycetes, Hypocreales, Ophiocordycipitaceae. The record is from RefSeq and is a predicted model, not a curated record. The coding region runs from base 1 to 552 and encodes 183 amino acids.